Schizosaccharomyces octosporus yFS286 is the source of this 2883-nucleotide messenger RNA. RefSeq names its product methylenetetrahydrofolate reductase Met11. The coding region runs from base 695 to 2617 and encodes 640 amino acids. The transcript has a single exon. The record is from RefSeq and is a predicted model, not a curated record. Gene Ontology annotation, cellular component: cytosol. Gene Ontology annotation, molecular function: FAD binding; methylenetetrahydrofolate reductase [NAD(P)H] activity. Gene Ontology annotation, biological process: tetrahydrofolate interconversion. NCBI's taxonomy places the organism in Eukaryota, Fungi, Ascomycota, Schizosaccharomycetes, Schizosaccharomycetales, Schizosaccharomycetaceae.
CCAAUGUUCGGGAUUAUGUUCCACAACAAUAUCUUGUUUAAAAAACACUCACUUUCAACCAAGUCGCGGUGGUGUAGUUGGGAGCAUGACAGACUGAAGAUCUGUUGGUCACCGGUUCGAUCCCGGUUCGUGACACUUUUGAACACUCUUUUUAUUUUAUUUUUAUUGUAUUUCUCUAUUUUGCCAUUGUUCAGUGACUAUAUUUGAAUGAUACGCGAUGUUUGUUUGUGUUUCUUUUUCUUACUACGCACGCUCCGCGCCCUAUACGAGGUGUAAUGGAAGUGUCAAAAAUAUGCAACAUUUCUAUUUAAUUGAUACACUGUAAAGGCAAGAAAUGUAAAAUUUUCUAAGGUCUACGAUUAUUUUCCUCUGAAUAUAGUCUGCGUUUAGUCCAACUACUGAAUUACUUUCGAUUCUGAGGUCAGCUACAAAUUCGAUCAAGUCAAAAUAUAUCAACCAAGGUAAGCUAAAGAAAUGAAUCGAGGCAUUGCCUAAUGAAGAUGAAAGAUAUUUGAAAAGAUCUUUUCACAGAUUGAUUGAUUUCAAUUGAUGUGUUCCGACUCGUUAAACGAUUCGAAGACCCGACUCUUUGUUCCUCACGAUUGCCCUUAGUACAAUUUGCUAGAGAAAAAAGGGAAUUGAAGAUUUCUGUGUGACAUUGACGGAGACUAGAGAAGAUAAUAACUAAAAUAUUAUGAAAAUUGUGGACUUAAUUCAUGGACUUCCGAAAGGAAGCACGUAUUACUCAUUCGAGUAUUUUCCUCCAAAGACGACAGUGGGAUUGGAGAACUUGAUGAGUCGUAUUACAAGAAUGUCGAAUAACAUGCUUCCUUUGUUUUCGAGUGUUACAUGGGGAACAGCCGGUAGUACGGCAAGUGUUUCCGUGUUGUUGUCAAAGUUACUUGAAAAUCAGCACAAGGUACCAGCAUGUUUGCAUUUAACUUGUACAAACGUGGACCGAAAAGUUAUUGAUGAAACGCUUGAAACAGCCAAGAAUGCUGGUAUUCGUAACAUCUUGGCAUUACGUGGAGAUCCACCUUUGAAUAGCGAUCAUUGGGAGGGAAAACUAAGUGCUUUUGAGCAUGCGGUUGAUUUGGUACGCUAUAUUCGUGAAAAAUAUGGUGACUAUUUUUGCAUUGGUGUAGCAGCAUAUCCCGAAGGACAUGCGGAUUCCAAUGUUCCCGAAUUAAGUCGUGAUCCCGUUCAUGAUAUACCUUUCCUUGUUGAGAAGGUGAAGGCCGGUGCAGAUUUUAUUAUGACCCAAAUCUUUUAUGAACCUAAUGUAUUUAUCGAAUUUGAGAAGACAUUGAGAAAUCAUGAGUCGGGUGUGUUUCGUGAUAUAACGAUCAUUCCUGCCGUAAUGCCUAUUCAGUCUUUUUCUAUUCUUAAGAGGAUGAUUCGCCUUUGUGGCUGCAGUAUCCCUGAGUCAUUGAUAAAACGUUUAGAAUCCGUUAAGUCUGAUGACGAAGCCGUUAAAUCCAUAGGUGUUGAGCAUGCCGUGGACAUGAUAAAGACGAUUCUAGAAAGUACAGAUCACCGUAUUCUUGGUUUUCAUUUUUGCACUCUAAACCUGGAGAAAUCUGUUGCUCGAAUCCUCAAGAAUAGCUCGUUGUUGACUCGUCGUUGGGAACAAUACGAAUCUCAACUGAAAGACGGCAAAACCCUAAAGAACACCCGUAGGCGUCUUAGUUUGGACGAAACUCCAGAACUCCAUAAUCAUGUCGUUAUUCCUCCUGACGAUUCGCUAAAAGGUAUUUCUGCAUCCCUUCGUAAUCAACCCAACGAAACUGCACUCGCUACCCAUAGAGACAGUCUUACAGCUGAUGCCCCCUUUUCUGUUUCUGAAGGAAGUGGUGUUUUGGGAAGACAAGCAAAUUGGGAUGACUUCCCUAAUGGUCGUUUUGGUGAUCCUAGGUCUCCGGCUUAUGGUGAGAUUGAUGGUUAUGGUCCUACCUUGCAUUUUCCUCCACAAGAAGCCCUUCGUCUUUGGGGAUAUCCCGUGGACGAAUCCGAUAUUACCUCUUUAUUUCAAAGGCACAUUAAGAAUGACAUCCAUGCUAUUCCAUGGAUUGAUGAGACUGUUGAUGACGAAACAAAAAUGAUUUCGCAACAUCUUCUCAAUGUUAAUGGCCGUACUUGGUGGACAGUAGGUAGUCAGCCCACUGUCAAUGGUGCUGCUUCUACGGAUCCUGUCUUUGGUUGGGGUCCAAAAGGCGGAAAAGUGUACCAAAAGGCUUUUAUUGAAUUUUUCAUAAGCUCGAAGGAUUUCGAAAAAUAUCUUAAGAAAUGGCAUGAUAAUGAACAGAUCACUUAUUACGCUGGAAAUAAGAAAGGUGACUUUCUUACCAAUGCCCCGAGCGAUGGGGCCAGUGCUGUCACCUGGGGUGUUUAUCCAGGAAGAGAGAUUAUUCAGUCUACGAUCAUUGCAGAGGUAUCUUUUAAAGCUUGGAUGAAUGAAGCAUUUGAUGUAUGGGCUGAAUGGGCGUACUUGUAUUCUAAAAAUACAGCAACAAGAAAGUUGUUAGACCAUUGCACAAACGACAGAUGGCUUGUAUCCAUUAUACACCAUGAUUAUAUGGAUAAUGACGGUCUUUGGAAGGCACUUGAAGUAGCAUGAUGCCUUCUUACAAACUUGCAGAUUUUUUUGAUUUACGUUCACCAUUCUUUCUUUUAUUACAUACGUGAUCGUUAAAGCAUUCUAUGGGCUUCCUUUUUGUAUCUCUUUGUAAACAAAUAAUAUACACAUUAGUAUUAAGUUCGUUAGACUUUAGUCUGUUCUAGCUAAAGUAAAUAAAAAGAAAUCGCCAUCAUAUACCGUUAUAGUCAUAGAAAAAGUUGAAUCAACAUGAUAAAUAAACAUAAGCCCAAAAUGCUACAUGCUGA